Messenger RNA from Gavia stellata (red-throated loon), 3372 nucleotides. Its product is annotated as desmoglein-2-like. The transcript is spliced from 15 exons. Gene Ontology annotation, cellular component: desmosome; plasma membrane. Gene Ontology annotation, biological process: homophilic cell-cell adhesion. The record is from RefSeq and is a predicted model, not a curated record. Gene Ontology annotation, molecular function: calcium ion binding. The coding region runs from base 1 to 3372 and encodes 1123 amino acids. NCBI's taxonomy places the organism in Eukaryota, Metazoa, Chordata, Aves, Gaviiformes, Gaviidae.
AUGUCGCGGGGCCCCGCCGCGGCGGUGCGGCUGCUGGCGCUGCUGGUCUGUUUGAAUUAUGGAAAUGGACUCUAUGUGAAGGUUUAUAAUCGAAAUGUCAGGAGUGGCGUGUUGUCUCACCCCAACAGCCUAGUCAGACAGAAGCGAGAAUGGACAGUCCCUCCGGCUUUCAUACGGGAAGAAGAGGACAAUUCCUAUAAGAAUCCAAUUGCUAGAAUACAUUCUGAUCUUGAAGAUACAGGGGUGGUGGUGACUUAUACUAUAUCUGGUCAAGGAGUAACAGAACCCCCUUAUGGAUUAUUUGUUAUCAAUGGAAAGACUGGAGACCUGAACAUAACAGGAAGGGUUGACAGAGAAAAGACUCCAAUGCUGCUUCUCAGAGGUCAUGCACUGGAUAAGACUGGAGCAAAACUGGAAGAUCCAAUAGACCUCCCAAUUAAAAUAGUGGAUAUAAAUGACAAUUUUCCAGUGUUUUCACAUGAAGUUUUUGUUGGUUCAAUUGAAGAAUUAAGUGAAACAGGUACAUUUGUAAUGAGGAUAAAUGCAACAGAUGCAGAUGAACCAAAUAACCUAAAUUCCAAAAUCGCUUUCAGGAUCAUUUCCCAAAGCCCUAGUGCUGCAUUCAGUAUGAAUAAGGAUACUGGCGAGGUUCGAGUAGCAAAAAUAAACCUUGACAGAGAGACACAGAAUAGCUAUUCAUUGGUGGUGGAAGCAAAAGACCGUGGUGGUGAAUUAGGUGGGAAUGCUGCAACAUGUUCUUUAGAAAUCAAGAUUUUGGAUGUCAAUGACAAUCUGCCUGUAGUCGAAAGUCGUACAUUUGAAGGAAGCAUUGAAGAAAACAGAGCAAAUGUGGAAAUCAUGCGAAUAAAAGUAUUUGACAAAGAUGAAGAGUUUUCUGAUAACUGGCUGGCGAACUUUUCAUUUGUUUCUGGUAAUGAAGGUGGCUUUUUUCGUAUAGUAACAGAUACUCAAACAAAUGAAGGAAUUUUGACUCUUGUGAAGGAACUGGAUUAUGAAAAAAUGAAAAGCCUAAACUUGGGCAUUGUUGUUACAAACAAAGCAGAGUUCCACAAGUCAAUUAAACACAGUUAUAAAGCACAAACAAUUCCAAUCAAAAUUAAUGUGAUUAAUGUGCGGGAAGGCCCUAUAUUCCCUGGUGGCACAAAAAUUAUUGAAGCAAGUGAGAAACUGCAGAUAAGACAGGUUAUUGGACAGUAUCAAGCCUAUGAUGAAGACACCGGAAAAAUAGCAGGGCACAUUAAAUACAUGAAAGGAAGAGAUACAGCAAACUGGAUCACAAUAGACUCAGUCACAGGUGAAAUACGACUGGCCAAAGAACUCGAUUACGAAUCGUCUCAUGUAGUAAAUGGUACCUACACUAUCACCAUGUUGGGUGUAACUACUGAUUUUCCUAAGAAAACAGUCACCGGCACAGUCAUGAUUCAAGUUAAAGAUGAGAAUGAUAACUGCCCAGUUAUUGUGAACCCUGUGCAGACUGUGUGUUCAGAUGCAAAAUUAGUUGAUGUUACAGCAAAUGAUUUGGAUGGUUACCCAAACAGUGAUCCCUUCAGCUUUACUGUCAUUGAUGAGCCAGAAGGGACAGCAAAAAAAUGGAUAAUUGCAUCCACAAAUGGCACCAGCAUGCAGCUGGUACCACAAAACCUGAAGCCGGGCAGAACUCAAGUUCCCAUCCUAGUAAAGGAUUUCCAAGGGUUCAGCUGUGCUCAGGCACAGUCUCUGCAGCUGACUGUUUGUAAGUGUGCGGAUGAUGGCGUAUGCAAAGACAAAGUUACUGGCGCUAAGUUGGUGGGUCUGGGACCAGGAGCGGUUGUGCUGAUCAUCUUGGCGUUUUUACUUUUGCUGCUUAUUCCACUGUUACUGCUGCUGUGUCCCUGUGGCUCGGGAGCGAAGGGAUUUGCUGCGAUACCAGACUACAGUGAAGCGAUGUUGCGUCAGUGGAACAGCGAAGGGGCAGCUCCUGAGGAGAAGCCAGUGCUAAGCCUCAUCCCACCCACUGCACUGGGGAACGCCAGAGGAGCAACCAGUGGAGGAGCAACCAGCGGAGCAGCAACAGCAGCGGCAGCAGCAGCAGGAAUGAGUGGAGAGGAAACUGCAGCAGGAGGAGGCAGCUCUGCCUCUGGUGUAAGAGAGCAUCGCAACACUAUUACCAAGGAAAGAUGGGAAGAGCAAAGACAUCUCCUUUCUGGUACUGAAUAUGGAGCCAUGGCAGCUGGAGCGGCUGAAAGCACUGGAGGUGUAGAAGGCAAGACAGUGGUGACUGCAGGAGGAGUUGUGGUGGGAGCGGCAGGAGCCAUGAAUGAAGAAUUUUUAAGAGACUACUUCAAUGAUAAAGCUGUCUCUUUUGCGGAUGAAGAUGAAGCCCAAGCUGCAAACGACUGUCUCCUGGUCUAUUCCCAGGGAGAGUCAGGCUCCCCCCACGGCUCCAUCGGCUGCUGCAGCUUUAUUGAGGGUGAUCUUGACGACCACUUUCUUGAUGAUUUAGGAGACAAAUUUAAGACUCUAGCAGAAAUAUGCAUAGGCAGACACAUCAACAUGAAAGACAGUAGCUCCAGGAAUGAAUCAGGUUUCGGUCUUAAUGACACAAAGCCGCAGUUCUUAGAUCAGCAAAAUGCUUCCAGCUCCAAACAAGCCUUUGCCUCGGGCAGCUGCUUUCAGCCCGCCCCACCAGUGCAGGUGGGCGGUGGCACAGGAGAAGACAGCAUGUCCGAGGGGGUGGUCACCGAAACAACCUUUGCAUCCCACUCUGUGCAGCACGAUGCCCAGCCCCUUCCCACAGCCCACGCAGAGACCAAUUUCACCAUGACAGAAACGUCCUACUCUGCAGGGGCUCCUUCCCGCUCAUCUGCUGCCUUUCUAGAUCCCCAGUUUAAGGAGAAUGUAGUGGUGACAGAGAGAGUACUGGCACCUGCAUCAAGCUUGCAGGGUAUGGUGGAAAUCCCCAACUUGCCACAUGGAAGUAAUGUGGUGGUUACGGAGAGGAUGGUGAACUCGGAGGGUGCCAGGCCAGGAGCCCUGAUAGUUCAGGAUCUCCCUGAGUCCCAGUAUGUUGUGGUGAGGGAGCGGGAGAGGGUGCUUGUGCCUGCUGCAGAGCAGGGUUCGCUCAGCUUCCCCGCUUUGGCAGAGGGGCACACUGUGGUGGUGAACGAAAGGGUGGUGACAGCCUCAGGGAUGCAGAGCAGAGCUGAACAGGCGGCGGGUGCCGGCUCAGGAAGGCAAGAGCAUGUGUUGAUCACAGACUCCGUGCUUAACCAGGUGGGCUCCAAUUUAGAGGGGCCGCCUCCUGCCAGCGCCACGUUGAGCAAGUCUUCCAGGGUCACCAAAUACAGCACAGUGCAGUACACUCGCUCGUAG